Messenger RNA from Centruroides sculpturatus (bark scorpion), 2118 nucleotides. Its product is annotated as serine/threonine-protein kinase Aurora-3-like. Bases 24 to 1226 code for a protein of 400 amino acids. Gene Ontology annotation, molecular function: protein serine/threonine kinase activity; ATP binding. NCBI's taxonomy places the organism in Eukaryota, Metazoa, Arthropoda, Arachnida, Scorpiones, Buthidae. Gene Ontology annotation, biological process: peptidyl-serine phosphorylation; intracellular signal transduction. The transcript has 11 exons. The record is from RefSeq and is a predicted model, not a curated record.
UUGAGUUGGUAUUGUUGAGUAGAAUGUUUCGCUGCGCCGAAAAAGUUGUUUCGCGAAUUUCGAGAAAUAAAAUGAAGAAGAAAAGUAGGAGAGAAGAUUCUGAACCGAGUGUUCAGGAAAAUAAAGAUUGCUCAUUUCAGAAUGACAAAGAUUGGCCUGCAACAAAAUGUGACUUGUCGAAUCUAGACGAGUCGCAGUUGCAAGCAAAUAAGCCGAAGAAAGAAAAGUUUAUGGGAUUUUUAACAAAUUUAUUCCAUAAAUUCUUGUUUUGUUGUUGCAUUUCAGGCGAGAUUUCUGAUUCCGAGACUUACGAACCGGAAAAGAAACUCGCACAUUCAAAGCAGGAACACGUCCUUUUUGAUAAAGCCAAUUAUUAUAUUGACAAGUACAAAAUUACUAAAGAAAUUGGACGUGGAAGUUUUGGGACUAUUUAUUUGGCUAAGACCAAAUAUUCUAGAAAGAAAAAGGCUUUAAAAAUCGUAAAGAAGAAAGUCUCUUCUUCUAAUCAGUUUGGUGAAAUCCGGAGAGAAACAAUCGUUUGGAAUUGCGUGUCCGCCCAUCCAAACAUUGUCAGAUUGAUUCGAUUCCUGCAAACUGACACAGCCUUUUGCUUUGUCUCGGAUUUUGUGGAGGGAGAAACUUUGACCGAAUUUAUACAAAAGAAUGGCCCUAUAGCGGAGAGAAAAGCAAAAGUGUUUGCCGCUCAAGUGGCCUCUGCUAUUAUGUAUAUUCAUAGGAAUGGAAUAAUACACCGAGACAUUAGUUCAAACAACAUUAUGUUAGAUGUGUACAAAGGUGCACAAGUAAUUGAUUUCGGUCUAUCCACAUACGAAAGAAAUCCAAGAGAUUUUUGUGGCACUUUAUCAUUUAUGUGUCCGGAAAUUCUCCAGAGGAAGCCUUACGAUUCUUUCUGUGACUGGUGGGCUUUCGCCAUCGUGUUAUUUCAAGCGUUGGUUGGAAGAACUCCUCUGGAGAUUUAUGUGAAAGAAGCUUUUGAUAUUGAUAAUGUGUAUUUAUUGCCCCGUUACGAACGGAUAAGAGCUGCUCUAAAUGUGAAGGUGUCGUAUCCUCCUGGAUUAUCGGAUGAUGCCAGACAUUUUAUUCGUGAUCUAUUGCAAAAGGACCCAUACAGACGUCCUUUAGAAGUAAAUAUAAGGGAACACGAGUAUUUUCAUAAAGUGCCUUGGCCAAAAAUUGUAUGUUUUAUUUUCCCAUAUCGCAUUUGAAUGUCACUUUACGAAAUAAAACAACUGAUUUUCUUUUGUAUUUUCAGACUUAGGGUUUUCGGCAGAAUAAACUGAACAUGAAGUUCGGAUCUUUGUUGAAAUCAAUGUGGAAGCCGCUUAAUUAAGUGGUACGUAUUUCUAUGUACAUUCAAUCAAAGUUCGAUUUAGCUCCGUCACUUUUUCGCCUCUCAAAUUAGUACUAAUUCGAGUGUGUCGGUAAAGCAAAAUUCCGCAAACAUCAAUAAAUAGUAUUAAAAUCUAGACAUAAAUUUGAGUUCGGAACCUAUGUGAUUUGACGAGAAUCACAUAAUUUUCCCGUAUUCUUUGGCGCUGUUUGGAAUGUGGUAUAUCGAGAUUUGACGGUUUACUCUUCAUCCAAACAAAUGCCAUAUCCAAUUCAAUAAAAAUAUAAGCUAAAACUAAAGAUUUUUCAAUGGUAAACUAAAUUGAAAAUCUUACUGAUAAACUGAAUACAAAUUUGUUAACUUUUUGAUGUAAUAUUUGCAGUCGAUCAAUAGAUAUAAGCUCGAUCCUCGAUAUAGCGCCAUCGAUAUCUUCUGAUUUAAUUCGCAUUCAGUUAAACGUUUUCAAUGAGUAAUAUCACUUGUAAAGUUAUUAUUUUUUCUUUAUUCAGAACCGUGUUUGGAAAGAUCUUAAAUCUUACAAGAAAUCGUAUCAUACGCCUUUACGUUGUAUUCAUUUAUAUAAAUGGGCCUUAUAUUUCAAUAUCUAGCUAAGGCCUCAAAUAUCCUGAAAUCGCUAGUGAUUUGAUGAUAUACUUACCUAACAAGCGCCCUGUCAAGAAGAGACCAGAAAAGUCAUUCGUCUGUCCUAAAUAUUCUUUCCUUUUAUUAGAAAAAUAAUUUUAGAAAUCGGUGAGGUGUGUAAGAGU